GAAGAGGCUAGAGCUGAAGCUGGAGCCAUGGCGGAGGCGGCGGCCGAGAAAGCUUACUACAGGUUCCUUGUGCUUUUCUUCAAUUGUCUCUUAACCUUUGGCUCGUACUUCUGCUUUGAUAUCCCCAGUGUUUUGCAAGAACAGUUUCAAGGGAAUCUAACCUGUCCCAACGGGACACACCACAAUGGCACAGGACAUAACGGAACCGCGGAGUGUGUGGAAGGCCUGGGGAUGACACCGGAAGAAUACAACCUUUUGUACGCCAUCUACGCCUGGACUAAUGCACUGGUGGUGAUCGUGGCUGGCUUCUUGAUUGAUAAACUGGGAAAUCGCUUUGGCGUCUUUGUCUUCUCUUUCCUUACUGUCCUGGGCUCAUCCAUUUUUGCUCUGGGCUCUCACUUCAAAGGAACUCCAUACCUCUUGCCACUGAUGCUGACGGGCAGGUUGCUGUUCGGCUCUGGAAAUGGGUCACUCACAAUUGUGCAGAAUCGCAUCACUGCCUUCUGGUUCAAGGGGAAGGAGCUGGCCCUGGCGUUUGGGCUAACCCUCUCCUUCUCCCGGCUUGGAAGUGUCCUCAACUUCUUCUUCACCCAACAGUUUGAAAGUCACUACGGUAUCCAGUGGACUCUCUGGGGAGGGACUGUGCUCUGCGUGCUGGGCUUUGUUUCGGCUAUCACGGUCAGCAUACUGGACAAAGUGGGCACGAAGCAGCUGGGUUUGGAUGGAGUGAUCCAACAAGAGUCCAAGAAAGUGCGUGUUCAAGACGUCCGGCGCUUGCCGCUUCGCUAUUGGCUUCUGGUUCUCACCAUCAUGUUCUUCUACAAUGGUAUCUUCCCCUUUGUGGCCGAUGCCAGCAAGUUUAUCCAAGAUAAAUAUCCUGGUUACAGCCAACAGUCAGCUGCUUAUAUUGCCGGGGCAGUCUAUGACAGCUCCCUUGUUCUCUCCGCGGCUGUCGGCAUAUUAAUUGACUACGUUGGACUGAGAGGCGUGUUUGCUGUUGGCUGUGCUGUGCUGACGUUGCCCGUCUUUGCUCUCCUGGCCUUCACGUUUGUUCCCCCGCUGGUCUCUACCAUCUGGCUGGGCAUCACCUACUCCUUUGCAGCAGCUAGCAUGUGGCCGUCUAUACCCCUCGUGGUCCCCCAGGCAACCUUGGGAACAGCCAUGGGGCUUGCAACAUCUGUACAGAUGAUUGGAGUUGGACUCUCCAAUGUGAUUGUGGGCCGGAUUCUGGGAACGAAAUCCAGUGAAUUAAAGAUCCCACUAUGGCGUUGGCAACAAAUGAUGAUCUUCAUGCUGGCCAACACCAUUGCCUGCAUUUUUGCCUCUGUCGGUCUCAACAUAGUGGACAAGAAGCAGGGUGGAACACUGAACCGCUCGACGAAACGCUCAUCAACCGAGCAAGUGGUCAGGCAGCCUGUGGACGCAGCCCCACUCCUCAAUGAGGUGGAGGACAGUGGAGCCAUCAACUAGGAAGGUCCUUCAGGAGCACUGUAGCAGAACACAAAGUGCCAGUGGGUCUCUUCUAACAUAACUGUAUUUCAUAAGGGAAUUUAAAGAACGUAAGUCCGGUGUAUGUGUGUAGUCCCUCUUCUAGGCAUCUUUAUACAUGCACGCUGGACUUACGUUAGGAACAAGAACUUUUACACUACGGAAGGCUCUAGAAAUCUGCCAGGAACCAAGGCAGCCAACUCAUAGGAAAUGCAGCUACUACUUUAAAAGUGGAAUUCUAUAUGUGUUCAGCAAUAAGUCAUGUUGGCUUCAAUUAUGCAUACUCUCCGGUGCGUAUAGGAUUGCAGCCUAAAAGUGUUUUUAGGAUUUCUUGUCAUAGGAGAAUGACUUAACAGGAGUGCAGUUUCUGCUGUGGAGGUUGAAGUAGUCCUUCUGUAGUGCAGGCGCUUAGUGUAGAACUAUUUCCCUUCCACGUUACUGAUUCCAUAGCACAGGUAGAAAUUGACUGCAUAUGCACAGUUGCAAACCAUGCAGGGAAGUCACACUCAAGAGGACCUAAUGGAAAAAUCAGAUUCUAAGGAAAUCAAUGGGAUUUCAAUGUGUGAAUUUGCACUUUUAUCAUAAAAAGUAACUAAACUGGGAUAUUCAAAACACUUCUUUCCAAGGAAUCUUUGCUAUAGGACUAGACAUUUUCCUUUCCUGCCCCUCCUGCCUCCCAUGUCUUUUCAAGUCUUUCCUCAAAACUCAGGCUUUAUAUUAAUUAUAGUGCUCACAGGCUUUGUGGACAUCCUUUUUAAAUACAGCACAAGCUGGCUUUAUCCUGAGGAAUUGUUCUUUUAAGCUGGCUCUACUGAUGUCAACAUCUUCUAAUCAGUCUAUGUGCCAAUGCUUGAUGUUAGUUUUUUAAAAAAUGGAACCUGCAACUACAAUUUCAGAGUGGUUGAGGGUUCUAGCCAUGCCCAUUUUUAUUACUUACACACACACACAUUUUUUCUAUUGUCUCCUCUCCAGUCACUCAUUUGGUACUUUUCUUGUGUGGAAGAUGCCGGUUUGGCUAUUCAGAGAAUGACUCUAGGCUUGGUUUGCAGUUAAUAUAUGCCUGCACAUGCAGUGAAGGUGUGCAGCUUCACAUUACAGUUCUGAUUGGUUUAGAAACAAAAUAUAAUCACUGUUAGGGAGAAUUCUGUCAACAUG
This is a messenger RNA of Elgaria multicarinata webbii, 2643 nucleotides long. Its product is annotated as major facilitator superfamily domain-containing protein 1-like. The coding region runs from base 28 to 1470 and encodes 480 amino acids. Gene Ontology annotation, molecular function: transmembrane transporter activity. The record is from RefSeq and is a predicted model, not a curated record. Gene Ontology annotation, biological process: transmembrane transport. The transcript is spliced from 14 exons. NCBI's taxonomy places the organism in Eukaryota, Metazoa, Chordata, Lepidosauria, Squamata, Anguidae.